This is a messenger RNA of Vigna radiata var. radiata (mung bean), 3861 nucleotides long. RefSeq names its product pentatricopeptide repeat-containing protein At1g11290, chloroplastic. Lineage: Eukaryota; Viridiplantae; Streptophyta; Magnoliopsida; Fabales; Fabaceae. Bases 250 to 2385 code for a protein of 711 amino acids. Gene Ontology annotation, biological process: RNA modification. The record is from RefSeq and is a predicted model, not a curated record. Gene Ontology annotation, molecular function: RNA binding; protein binding. The transcript has 3 exons.
GAUAACAACCACAUGAAUGAACCUAUGAACCAAACACUGAUUCUUCACUCUGUGUUACUACAACUCUCUCUUUUUCAUCUUCUCCUUUGGCCUCCUUCAAACUCCCUUAUUGAACCAACUCCACCAAGCAUCUUCUGUAGUAAAGUUUAGCUCUUUCAGCAGAUUGUUCUAUAGGGUGAAUGUUCAUAUGAAGCUUAAGUUUCAGUGUUCAGUGAAAGCAAUAUGCAAAAACCGAAGGGUUAAACUGAGAUGGCUACAAGCAAUUCCUACCCCCCUAGUGCUCCUUCUUCUCUUCUUCCAAUCUCAAUUCACAAGUUCCAAAUCACUCAACUCAGACCAAAACCAAAUGUGUCUUCCAUCAAACAGCACAUCAACCUCAGUGAAACACAACAACUCCAAGGUCACUUCAUCAAAACCAGUUCCAGUUGGAGUUUUAGAGUCCCUUUUGCAGCACUGGAAAGUCAUUCUAGCAAUGAAGCAAUUUACAGUUUUCUAAUUUCAUCUUACAUAAAAAACAACAGCCCUGCAGAUGCUGCAAAAAUCUAUGCCUAUAUGCGUAGAACAGACACUGAAGUUGACAAUUUUAUCAUACCCUCGGUUCUCAAAGCAUGCUGCCUUAUCCCUUCAACUUUGCUAGGACAAGAGUUGCAUGGUUUUGUGGUGAAAAAUGGUUUUCAUAGGGAUGUUUUUGUGUGUAAUGCUUUAAUCAUGAUGUACAGUGAGGUUGGAAGAUUGGCAUCGGCACGGUUGUUAUUUGAUAAGAUUGAGAACAAAGAUGCUGUUUCUUGGAGUACUAUGAUUAGGAACUAUGAAAGGAGUGGUUUGUUUGAUGAAGCAUUGGACCUUUUGAGAGAUAUGUUUGUAAUGGGAGUGAGGCCUAGUGAAACUGCAAUGUUAAGCAUCACACAUGUCUUGGCAGAACUUGCUGAAUUGAAAUUGGGAAAAGCCAUGCAUGGUUAUGUGAUAAGGAAUGUGAAGUUUGGGAAAUCAGAAGUUCCUCUAAGUACUGGUUUGAUUGAUAUGUACGUUAAGUGUGGAAAUUUAGGUUAUGCAAAAAGAAUUUUUGAUGGCUUGUCUGAGACUAGUAUCAUUUCAUGGACUGCUAUGAUUGCAGGCUACAUUCAUUGCAAUAACUUGAAUGAAGGUGUAAGACUCUUUGUCAAAAUGCUUGAAGAGGGUAUGUUUCCAAAUGAGAUUACAAUCCUUAGUUUGGUCAAAGAAUGUGGCAUGGCAGGUGCUCUAGAACUAGGAAAGUGGCUGCAUGCUUUCACAUUAAGAACUGGGUUUACCAUGUCUUUGGUUCUUGCCACUGCUUUUAUUCACAUGUAUGGCAAAUGUGGUGAUGCUAGAAGUGCAAGAUCUCUGUUUAACAGCUUCAAGAGCAAAGAUUUAAUGAUGUGGAGUGCCAUGAUUUCAGCUUAUGCACAAAACAAUUGUAUAGAUGAAGCCUUUGAUGUCUUUGUGCACAUGACAGGUUAUGGAAUAAGGCCAAAUGAGAUGACCAUGGUUACCCUCCUUAAGGUAUGUGCAAAAGCUGGAUCACUUGAAAUGGGAAAGUGGAUCCAUUCUUACAUAGAUAAACAAGGAAUUAAAGAAGAUAUGAUUCUUAGAACAGCUUUGGUGGACAUGUAUGCCAAAUGUGGAGACAUAGAUAUAGCUCACAGAUUGUUUGAUGCAGCAAUGAAUCGUGACGUUUCAAUGUGGAAUGCCAUGAUAUCAGGUCUUGCAGUGCAUGGUCAUGGUGAGGCAGCAUUGAAACUGUUUGAAGAAAUGCAAGCAUUGGAGGUUCUCCCUAAUGAUAUUACAUUCAUUGGUGCUCUUCAUGCUUGUAGUCACUCAGGAUUGUUGCAAGAAGGGAAGAGGCUGUUUGACAGAAUGGUUCAUGAAUUUGGACUUGUCCCAAAAGUUGAACACUAUGGUUGUAUGGUGGAUCUUCUUGGUAGAGCUGGAAUGCUUGAUGAAGCACAAGAAUUGAUUAAGAACAUGCCUAUGAGGCCAAGCAUGGCUGUGUUUGGAUCUCUUCUUUCUGCAUGCAGGCUUCACAAAAAUCUAAAAGUAGGAGAAUGGGCAGCAGAACAGUUUCUCUCAUUGGAACCUGACAAAAGUGGGUAUAACGUUCUGAUGUCAAACAUAUAUGCAUCAGAAAGCAGAUGGGGUGAUGUUGCAUACAUAAGGAAAGGUAUGAAGGAUGAGGGAAUUGUUAAAGUUGCGGGUGUUAGUUCCAUUGAAGUGAAUGGAUCACUUCAUGAAUUCAUAAUGGGAGAUAGGGAUCACCCAGAUGCUGAGAAAAUUUAUGAAAUGAUCGAUGAGAUGAUUGAAAAACGGAAAGAUGUUGGAUACACCCCAGAUGAAUCGUCUCCUCGUGUCCGACAUAUAGGACAAUAACACGCUUAUAAUACUCGUAUGAUACUAAUAAGUGAAUAAGUGAAGUGUCUCCUUUGAAAGACAUUUUCUUUUGUCUCUGCAGCAUAAUUCUACUCCAACACAAUCUUAAUAACCACAAAUACUAGAAUUUUUUAAUGAUCCAUAAACUUAUAAUCUUAUCACUUUUGUAACAUCUUAAUUAUUCAAUAUUCAACCAUCAUGAGAUUUCCCACAUCUUCGAUAUCACAAAACAGUCAACAGGCUCACUCCUUUAUACUCAAUGAUGGGGAUGGACAUAAAUUACAUCUCCACUCCAGGCUAUGAUGGUGGAAACCGAAGUGGGAGACUGGUAAUAGCCAUUUCCAUUCCCUCGAAUAAAUCAAUGCUUUGUCAUUUUUUAAGUUUUUAUAUCUUCAAGAAUUGAAUUCCUGACAUAGGCCUACUUUAAUUGCAAUACUUAUGUCAAUGACAAUUUUUCCAUGUUUGAUAAUUCCAUACUUUAAUUCUGCAGAAAGUUGUUUUCUUUUUUAUUUCUUAGGUAAUCCAAUUUUACAAAGAUUUUGGUUAUUACCAUUUUGAUUGAAUCGAAUGCAAAAAAUUUAAUCUAGCCUAACACGUUUGUUUGUUCAGGCCAAGGUUGAUGGAUUUCUUCCUGGUAAACAUCAUCAUUUGUACAUAUAUAUUCAUAUUUACUAAAUCUAGUAAACAUCAUCAUUUGUACAUAUGCUUCUCUGCAAAAGGCCAAUCUUUUUGUUUAGUAUUUUAAAAUGGAAUCAUUAAAUUUAACAGUAUAUUCAAUAUUGAAAAUGGUUAACUUUUUGUUAUAUAUUAUGUGCACUUUUAAUAAACAGUUGAUGCUAAAACUUGAUUCUAUUUUUGUGCAUGUUGAAUGGGGGUGUGAUGCUGCUGUGAUGCUAGCAACAAGCCACACAUCUGAGAAGGAUAAUCCUAUAAAUCUUUCACUAGCUGGUGAUAGAUUUGACACAGAUCAAAGCCAAGGCUGCCAGAAUAAGGUAACAGUACUAUAUAAAGGUCACUAGAGACAUAGUAAGAAGAGUUUAUUACAUUGUAUAAAGGAAGAGAGGGAGAUUCAAGAGGGCAAUUAUUGUUACUUUUGGGAUUGAAUUAGACAAGCAUUUUGAAAGAUUGGGAUCCCUGCAUAAUCCAUAGAGAGGACCAUCUUAUGCAGUAGAGCUGGGAAGGCUAGAUAGGAGAGUUUCAACAAAAGGAAGUGUUAGACACCAUAUACCUCAUCCUGAUUUCUAAGACCAUAUUCAUGGUGAUGGAGUGCAACAAGAUCAACGCCCAGAUGAACAAAAUCCUUAGUGAUUGAGUAUUAGAAAACUCUAGACUUAUCAUUCUAUGUUGUUUGACAUCUUAUGAAUUGUAAAAUUUAUUUUGUUUGGCAUCUUAGGAACAAUACAAUCUAUUUGUGAAUAUUAGACAUUUUGUAAACAUAUUUUGACAAUGAUUUUUAUGUAAUAUAUAUCUAUUUUA